Molecule: messenger RNA, 5561 nt
Organism: Girardinichthys multiradiatus
Lineage: Eukaryota; Metazoa; Chordata; Actinopteri; Cyprinodontiformes; Goodeidae
Gene: col5a2a
Product: collagen, type V, alpha 2a
Exons: 54
Coding region: 164-4657 (1497 amino acids)
Cellular component (GO): collagen type V trimer
Molecular function (GO): extracellular matrix structural constituent; protein binding
Source: RefSeq, a predicted model, not a curated record
ACUACAGAAAAAAAGCACUCAGGCAGUCUGGGCUGGGUCUGCUUACAAGGAGAGGGACUCUCUAUAUUCAUGGUGGUGCUCUGAUAACCUGAGCACGUUUCUCUUCCAUCCCUUUCCCCUUUAUUAUUUGCACACAAGGACGGCUCAUGUCUGCCUUAUAGACAUGAUGAUCUCUGUGCGUUUAAGGACUUUCAUUUUUCUGGUGGUCUCGCAGGUUUUGAUUGUGACAUGUCAGGACGCGGGCAGCGGAGGCAGCUGCGAACAGGACGGCCAGAUCUACACAAACAACGACAUCUGGAAGCCGACCCCCUGCCGGAUCUGCGUUUGUGACAAAGGAAAUGUCCUCUGCGAUGAUAUCCAGUGUGAUGAUGUGACCAACUGUGAGAAGUUGUACAUCCCAGAGGGCGAGUGCUGCCCUGUGUGUCAGGGGGAUUCACCCAGCAGCGGUGGCGGUGGCGGCGGCGGCGGCGGCGAGACAGGUGGAGGCAGAGUUUAUAAGGGUCAGAAAGGAGAACCAGGAGAGGUUCCAUAUGUGACAGGGAUAAGAGGCCGUCCUGGACCAAUGGGACCUCCUGGCCCAUCAGGACAGAGAGGAUCUCACGGACACAAAGGAAGACCCGGACUGCGAGGACCUGCAGGGUACGAUGGAGAGCCGGGUGUACCAGGCCAGCCUGGGGAACCAGGACCUCCGGGUCCUCCAUCACACCCAGGGGGGCUGGGAGCUCAAAUGUCUCAAGGAAUGGAUUCCAAAACAGGACCACAGCACAUGUUGAGUGGUGCCAGGGGAGAAGCUGGAGCAAGAGGACCACCCGGGCCGAACGGCUCUCCUGGUUACCCUGGACCACAAGGACCUCCCGGAGAAGUUGGCGAUCCAGGUCAUAUGGGUUCACCAGGGCAGAGGGGACCUGAGGGCCCACCAGGAAAACCAGGAGAAGAUGGAGAGGCUGGUAGAGCAGGAAAUUCUGGAGACGUUGGAUUCCCUGGAUCACCGGGAACAAGAGGAUUUCCUGGUACACCUGGUCCCCCUGGCCUGAAGGGUCACCGAGGUCACGGUGGACCACUUGGCCAAAAAGGUGAAACUGGAGCAGUUGGAUCCAAGGGGGCUACAGGGCCACCCGGUCCUAUGGGAGCACCUGGACCCAUGGGUCCUGCUGGGAUGCCUGGCGAGAGAGGACGCUCUGGACCUGGUGGUGUUUCAGGAAAGCGUGGUGUGCCUGGAAACAUUGGGAAACCUGGACCACUGGGCCCGUUAGGUCUCAGCGGCCCUGCCGGGUAUCCAGGAGGUCCGGGUAUGAAGGGACAGCCUGGUCCCACAGGGGUCCGAGGUCCAGAAGGCCCACAGGGUCAGAGAGGAGAGACCGGUCACCAAGGCAGAGCUGGACCAGUUGGACUGAGGGGACCCAUGGGUACAGAUGGAGGCCCAGGAACUAAAGGACCAGUGGGUAAUUUGGGUCCACAAGGUUCAGGAGGCCACCCUGGACCGCCUGGCCCUCCAGGACCACAGGGAAGCACUGGUCAACCUGGCAUAAAAGGACAAGGGGGAGAUGUUGGUGUUCCGGGUUUCAAAGGUGAGGCAGGACCAAAAGGAGAACCGGGUCCACCGGGUUCUCAGGGAGUGAUAGGACCUCAGGGUGAGGAAGGAAAGCGAGGACUACGUGGAGAUUCUGGCUCUGUUGGCCCUCCAGGUCCUGUUGGUGAGAGAGGUUCUCCGGGCAACAGAGGUUUUCCAGGUGCUGAUGGCCUGCCAGGACCUAAGGGUGCUCAAGGAGAUCGUGGCACUUCUGGUACAUCGGGCCCAAAAGGUUCUCUAGGAGACCCUGGCCGUCCAGGGGAGCCUGGUCUACCAGGUGCAAGGGGUCUUACUGGUACCCCAGGAGUCCAGGGGGCAGAAGGCAAGCCAGGGCCACUGGGUCCAUCUGGUGAAGAUGGUCGCCCAGGCCCAGCAGGAUCAAUUGGUAAUAGAGGCCCCGCAGGAACCAUGGGAGCCCCAGGGCCAAAGGGGUUUAAUGGUGAUCCUGGAAAGACAGGUGAACAAGGAUCAGCAGGAGUGCCCGGUCAAAGAGGACCUCCUGGAAAAGAUGGAGAAGUUGGCCCUGCAGGCCCCCCCGGUCCACCAGGCCUCGCAGGAGACAGAGGAGAGCAGGGGCCACCAGGUGUGAACGGAUUCCCGGGUUUGCCAGGAAACCAAGGCCCCCCUGGAGAGUCUGGUAAACCAGGUGACCAAGGCAUUCCUGGAGAAAUUGGUCCAGUUGGUCAAAUUGGACCGAGGGGGGAACGAGGAAUCCCUGGAGAGAGAGGAGAACUGGGUGCAUCUGGUCUGCAGGGACCUAAAGGAAUUCCUGGUGCACCGGGCACAGAUGGGCCAAAGGGGAGCCCUGGUCCCACUGGUACUGUGGGAGAUGUGGGUCCUCCUGGUCUUCAGGGAAUGCCAGGAGAACGAGGAAUCUCUGGUCCUCCUGGGCCCAAGGGUGACAGGGGAGCAAUUGGUGAGAAAGGAUCAGAAGGUACACCUGGAAACGAUGGUGCAAGAGGAGCCCCCGGCGCCCUUGGCCCUGUAGGACCUGCAGGACCCAGCGGAGAAAAGGGGGAACCUGGACCCAAAGGGCCAGCCGGACCUCCAGGUUCCAGAGGAACACCGGGGUCAAGAGGUGACCCUGGUCCCAUCGGUGCUGUUGGGUUUACUGGACCCCAGGGUCCUGAUGGUCAACCUGGAGUCAAGGGAGAGCCGGGGGAGCCCGGCCAAAAAGGAGAUGCUGGUUCUCCAGGACCUCAGGGUUUGGCUGGAGCUCAUGGACCUCCGGGUCCAAUUGGUGUUUCUGGGCUGAAAGGAGGACGAGGAACACAAGGUGCACCGGGCCCCACUGGUUUCCCUGGAUCUGCAGGAAAAGUCGGACCACCGGGACCACCUGGCCCCGUUGGAGAAGCAGGACCGCAGGGAUCUCCGGGGAAAGAAGGUCCACCUGGCCUUCGUGGUGAUCAUGGAUCUCCUGGAAGACAAGGAGAACGUGGACCUGCUGGACCCCCAGGAAGCCCAGGAGAUAAAGGAGACGCUGGAGAGGACGGCCCCACGGGCCCUGAUGGUCCUCCAGGUCCAGCUGGAACCACAGGACAGAGAGGCAUUGUGGGUCUCCCCGGUCAGAGAGGAGAACGUGGGAUGCCAGGUCUUCCAGGACCAGCGGGUCCCCCAGGAAAGCAGGGCUCUGCAGGAGCCCCAGGAGAUAAAGGCCCCCCAGGUCCUGUUGGUGUUCCUGGUGCUAAUGGACCCCGUGGUGAUCCUGGUCCUGAUGGUCCAGCAGGAUCUGAUGGACCACCAGGAAAAUACGGUGUUCUGGGUCAAAGGGGAGACAGAGGAGAUUCUGGUCCAGAGGGUUUGAUUGGUCCACAAGGACUACCUGGAACACCAGGUCCUGUCGGUGCACCAGGUUCUCCAGGAAAGAGAGGAGAGCCCGGCUCAAGAGGACCUCAAGGACCACCUGGAACAGCUGGAAAACGCGGAUUAGUGGGACCACAAGGACCAAGAGGAGAUAAGGGUGACCUGGGAGAUCAUGGAGAGAGAGGACAGAAAGGACACAGAGGCUACACCGGUCUGCAGGGUCUUCCUGGACCUCCGGGCACAACUGGUGACCAAGGAGCUCCUGGAAUAGUUGGACCGGGCGGAACGAGGGGUCCCCCUGGGCCAAUCGGGCCUCAUGGAAAAGAGGGAUAUAUGGGCCAGCCAGGGCCAAUGGGACCUCCGGGAACCCGUGGACUCAGUGGAGAAAUCGGACCUCAGGGCCCCCCAGGAGAACCCGGACCCGCUGGUCCUCCUGGACCUCCAGGACCUCCUGUGUCAGCUAUGGACGAUCUGUUUGGCGGCCCCCAGGACUACGACUCCGGGCCCCCUCCUCCUCCCGAGUUCAGCGAGGAUGAAGCCCUGCCCAACAGCAACUCUUCGACCAUCAUCAUGCCCGUGGACCCCGGCGUUCAAGCCACCCUGAAGGCCCUCAGCAGCCAGAUAGACAACAUGAAGAGCCCGGACGGCAGUAGGAAGCACCCUGCCAGGACCUGUGAUGACCUGAAGAGGUGCUACCCCAUGAAGAAGAGCGGUGAGUACUGGGUGGAUCCAAACCAAGGCAGUUCAGAAGACGCCAUCAAGGUUCACUGCAACAUGGACACAGGAGAAACCUGCAUCUCUGCCAACCCAGCCAGCGUACCUCGUAAAGUGUGGUGGACCUCCUCCAGGAACAAACCCGUGUGGUUCGGAGCUGAUAUCAACGGCGGGACACACUUCACUUACGGCAACAUGGAUCAGCCUGCGAACUCCGUCACGGUGCAGAUGACCUUCAUCCGCCUGCUCUCCAAGGAGGCAUCUCAGACUAUCACCUACCACUGCAAGAACUCCGUGGGCUACGACGACGCCAAGACGGGCAACCUGAAGAAAGCCGUGAUCCUAAAAGGCUCCAACGACCUGGAGCUCAAAGCCGAGGGGAACAACCGCUUCAGAUACACGGUGCUGGAGGACUCCUGCUCGCAAGCAUCUGGCAACUGGGCCAAGACAGUGUUUGAGUACAGGACACAGAAAACUGCGAGACUUCCCAUUGUGGAUAUGGCCCCUGUGGACAUUGGUGGCCCUAAUCAGGAAUUCGGCAUCGAUAUCGGGCCGGUGUGCUUCUUGUAAAGAUUCCUGAGACUGUGGAACGGACAGCUGACACGGUCAGAGUACUGAGGACUCUUCUGACCCUGUGGCAGGAUAUUUAUUGUGCCUUUCAUCCCAGUUCAAGACAUCAAGAUUUCUAAUUUUGUAUGAAUGUUUGGUUUUAAAGAGAAAUAAUUGGUAAAAAAAAAAAAGCUAAAUCAUUCCUUUGUUGUCUUGUGUUUGUUUACUGAAAGCUUCAUGCAUCAAAUUUCAUUUCACAAAUUGGAUCCAAAGAUACAAAAGCUUUAAAAUCUUACUCAUAACUGCUGUUUAUAAGCCUUGAGAUGUUAAAUGUCCCACCCCUGUUGCUAUUAUUAUAAAUAUUAAUAAGAGUUUUUUUACAAACUUGCUGUUUUUAUGUUUGCGUUGAACACAUUGUGGUGCUAUCGAGGAGAACACGGUCACGGAGGAGUUCACCGGAGCAGUGUCAGAAGUCUGCAUCCAGCCGCUGGGAUCGCCGCACCGACCAGGCGGGGGAUCAGACGCGUUUCUUCAUUGAUUGCUCAGUGUUAGCUACCUCGUCACCAUAGCUGAGCAAGCGAUGACGCUGCAUGUGAAUCUUUCUUCCCAGGUGCUGUUUUUCUAGUGGUGUGAUCUCUUCUUCUGGUCAGCGGUGCAGGGCCGGGUUUGGGGAUGCAAAUAAAGAUCUUUUUUGUCCCCGAUGGAGGGAUGAGUGAGGUGCUGUGUGGUGACUUUUAAUCCAAAUAACUGGUACAGCAACAGGUAGCAGAAAUAUUACCAUUUUAUGCACGUCAGUUCCUCCUUCGUGGUAUUCUGGACUUAUAAUAAUACUCUAGAAAUCCUUCUUAUAUUCAGUUUUUUAGAAUAACUGGCUGUCUGCUUUGUACUUUUUGCUAUGCAACAAAUUAAACUGAAUGCUUUUUAA